Molecule: messenger RNA, 991 nt
Organism: Arabidopsis thaliana (thale cress)
Lineage: Eukaryota; Viridiplantae; Streptophyta; Magnoliopsida; Brassicales; Brassicaceae
Gene: RALFL19
Product: ralf-like 19
Exons: 1
Coding region: 224-556 (110 amino acids)
Cellular component (GO): extracellular region
Source: RefSeq, marked reviewed
AAAAAACAAAAUUAACAACCACAAAAAUAAAACAAAAACUUACACUCUGUAUUGCCCUUUUUUAUCCCCAACAAAAGCAUCCCACAUUUGUUCUUCUGCAAUAUCACUUCUAUUUCUCCCUCCUUUCACAAGGAAGGGCGUAGAAGAAUCCACCAUAAUAGUUCUAUAACCAGAUAAUAAAAACAUUUAAAUUUCAUCAGCAAAACAAAACAAAGAAAACCAAAUGGGUAUCAAGAUCUUGUUGAUCCUUGGCCUCUUGACCCUGGCUGUAGUCGCCGAGUCAGCCAAUGCCACAUGGACCCUUACCAAAUCUUGUGUCAAUGGCCAAGGUUGCAUUGGAGAGGAUGGUGAGCUUGACUACUUGAUGGAUUCUGAGACCAACCGGCGCCAACUAGCCGCGAGGCGCAGCUACAUCAGUUACGGUGCUCUCAGGAAGAACAAUGUGCCGUGCAGCCGACGUGGCCGGUCUUACUACGAUUGCAAGAAGAGGAAAAGGGCUAACCCUUACAGACGUGGCUGCAGCGUCAUCACGCAUUGCUACAGGCAAACUUCUUAAUUUCGGGAAGCAUUUAUACAAACAAUAUGAUUGAAGAAGCGAGAGGGCAAAUAAUGCAAAAAUAAAAACAAAAAUUGAAUACAAACAAUAUAUUUAUACCAACGUAUGGUUCUUGAUAUUGCCCUCUUUUGUUCCUCUUAACUAUCUUUAAUCAUCUUUUUCAUUUUAUAUAUAAUCAUGAUGCAUAUACGCUCAUUUCAUCUGUUGUUCUUCUUUUAUAUUUGUGCAGAAAUUGUUGUAUUUCGUUUGUGUCUAUAAUUAAGUGUUGUUUAAUUUCCAUUACCUUGUGCUAUGUGUUAAAUAUUAAGCUUUGUAUACAGAACCUUAAAAAGAAAUUGGAAUUGUUGACGACGUUUGCAUUGUCUCUUAACAUAUGUUAGAAUUGUAUCAAUUUAUACGACUCCUUGUUUUAUAAUGUCAUCAAGUGAUUGCAAC